GAGAUCAUUCACCAGGGAAUAAGUCAGGGGUGGAGGGACAAAAAAGGCAUAAAAAAAGCCUCAAAAAGUUCACGUGCAACCCAUCUGAUCUAACCACAUAUGAAUGCAGCAGUGCUAAGAGUUUAGCAGGCAGUUUUCUCUCUCUUUUCUUUCCCCGAAAGAUGAAAAAAAAAAAGCAGCUUCCUACGUGCUAAGCUGUCUAAGGAAGCAUUUCCUGGCUCUGUAGCGGACUAGGCAGGAGCAGAGGGACAACUUGUUGCUUUUCAGUGAAAGUUGCUGUGCCCUUCAAUCUUUCCCGGAGACGUUUCCACACAUGCUGGUGAAGGAACGCUCUGCAGAAAUGGCUUUUAAUAAAAGCUCUGCUGAAUACAAAGAUGCGUUCACCAAUAUGAGCACAACCCAAGCCACGGAGGGAGUCAUUGUUGACAACUCAGAUGAUGGAUUCUUUAAGGUCAUAAUUGGUGCUGUAAUUGCUGCAGUGGUCCUGGUCUUGAUCUGCUUGUUGGUGGUCAUCCUCCGCUACAUGUACCGGUAUAAGGGCACCUACCACACCAACGAGGCCAAGGGUACCGAGUUUGCCGAGACGGCCGAUGUGGCCCUCCGGAAUGACCCAGCAUUGCAGGACUCCAUGGAUGAGACCAAGAAGGAAUACUUCAUAUGAUACAGCACCAGCCCCACCCCCACCCCCUCCACCCCACAAAAGGCCCUUCCAUUUAAAACAUGAAUUUUAAUCCAACUAGGUGCAUCCAGUUAGUCACGGCAGAUGGGAGAAUACACAAAAUGAUUUUUAUGCUGUCCUGGUGCCGUUUCUGCCAUCACCUGGCUGGGAUCACCUAUACAUGCCCGGGUCCCUGCAGCAUUACAUGCUGACCUUCAGACUAUAUUUCGUGUAACGGCCAGGUGCUGGGAAAAGGCCAUCAGGCAGGUUUUAUUUUUUAUUUUUUAUUUUUUUGUGAAGGGAAUUGAACAACGCCAGCAGGUGCCGAAUCAGUUAACCCAAACGAAAAGAGAGGAAUGCAUGCAUUUGACAUGAAUCAGCCAUACGGGUGUGAAGAGCAUUGCACCGAAGCCAAAGCAUGAAAUGACUGUCAAAUAGCACCGCGGGACGCAAGAGCAUGAAGGAAAGCUAAAGAGAAGAAGUCACUGCACACUAGCAGUGCGUCAGAAAGAACUUGAUGUCUUUCAUAUGCAAAUAAGAUAAAACCUUGAAGUCUUUUUUUUUGUUGUUUAUUGCUUACAGGACAUUGAGUGUUGUCUCACCAUGUAUGAAACCAAAAAUAAGAGUUUAUAAGUAAGUGAACCUUGAUAGCAUUUGGGUUUAUUUGUAUCUAUACACCAGCACACUGGAUUUGAAAUGAAACAAUAAUGAUGAGGUUAAGCAAAAGACGUUUGGGCUUAAUUACCUUCAUUAUUACAUAUAUAAGUUGUAAUUAAAACCAAGGGUCUUUUUCAUACAAACCACUGUUAAUACAAACCAUGUGGUGUUCAGAUGUUCAGAUGUCUACUGAUCGAUGAUCAGUAGACAAGUGUGAACACACCACUGGAAAGUCUUGAUAGUGGAGGCAUCCACUAUGAAGUGGGGAGGGAGGGGCAGGGCUUAUGCUAUGCUUAAAAACACUUUACAAAUGUCACUUACAAAUUUUUCGAGCUUUUUAAGCUUAUUUUGUGAAUGUUAGCACAGCAGGCAGUGCAAACUGACUGAGCUGUUUUUACGUUACAGAAGUGUGUAAUAAAACUUUGGGCCCACCAGCAGCCUCUGGCCAUGUAAGGAGUUAAAGCUACAUUAUGUAAGUUGUCUACGUUUUGGAGGCCUCUCUGGUGUAAAAGUGUAAUUGCACACAAUGUGCAGAAGAACAUUUAGUAUCAUGGGUUGUGCUUUGGACCCCUUCCAUGAGUGGAUGAUUCUGAUGAUUGAAAGAGAAUUCAAAGCAAACUCAGUCAAAACAUGGUGAAAGACAUGUUUUCCCGAGGAUGUGAGUGAAUUAUCUACUAUUGUCUUGGUUCUUAACAAUGUAAAAGCAGUUCAUUUUGACAUAUCUAAUAUUUGGUCGCUGUUUCUCAGCCUCAUGAUGGUCUUGUUUAGAGAUAACAGCAGCAGAUUUACACGCCACAUUUACAAUAACCACUAGACCUUUUGUUAACUCUACUGUGCAUAAACUGAUGAUGCAACCAUGCCCAACAGACCAUGAAACAACUGAGCAGCCAGCUUAAUUCCUUAAACAGUCAUUGUUUCAUUUCAAAUAUAAUUCAAUGUGCUUGAAUACAGUGUCAUAAAAGUGUAAACAAUUUGUCUUACUUACUUAUUAAUUUCUUAUAGAUUGCAGUAGACAGUAUAUUAAAGGCAUAAAACUGGAGAUUAUUCAACAUAUACAGUAUUCAGUAAUGGUAAUCGCACUGACAAUCAAAACAGCCAAAGCCAAAAUAUUGCCAAAGGAGCUUUCAUGUUUAUUUCAGGUAUGCUAUUCUUCUUCACUAGAUAAGCUUCAAAUAACUACUAAAGAACUACAAGAAACCAUUAGUCACUCUAUCAAGACUGCUUUAUUACCUUGUCGUCUGUUUUAAGAUUUGAAAGUACUUUUGUCCUUGUGCCCUUAAUCAAUGGAAAUACCCCGUGUGGCGUUCUGAUCGAUGAUGUACCUGAGAUAGAAUGAAACAAUCAGUAGACAAGUGUGAAAACUGUGAUCAAGGCUCCCAACCAACGACACACAAUUGAUGUACCUGUGCUGUGUCCAUGUUGUGAUGUUGGACAAGUUUUGCAGAAUGAUGCCAAAAUUCUACUUAAUAAUUAAUUGAGAAAAACUUGAAAUACAUACAUUUAGUGUGUUUAGUGGAUUUAGGUUUUUUUAUUUUCCUGCCAUAUAAUCAAACUAACAUGAGAAUGGUGUCAAAUACAUCAUUGUUUGCAACCUGUCUAUUUUCAAAUAGCUAUAAUAACAUGUGCAGCUGGGUAUAGUAUUUUUAAACAAAGUGGUCCAACAUGGUUAAUGUAUAUAACAUAUUGACAAAAAAUGGAGUUGUCUUUUAGGCCUCAGGAGAAGGCCCAACGAUUUCUGUAAACUAAAAACUACUCAGCAAGUAUUGUAAUUCCACUCUUAUUUCACAUUAUAGCCUUUCUGCAGCAUUCGAGGGCUUCUGGCAUGCUGGUAGUGCUUUUUCAGUGUAUCUAAGCGUAUAGAACAACGGUUUCAAAAUUGGACAUGCUUGUUCACAAAAGUUAAUUAUUUGUCAGAAAAAUGUGAUUUUAAUGAAGUUCUAUGACAUAUCAAGUGUGUUUUAAGUCAGGAAUGUUUGUUUAAAAUCAUUGUAAUGUAUUCACGCCACGAGAACGCUGUAUUGCAUUUCUAGCCUUUCUGCAGCAUUUGAGGGCUUCUGGCGUGCUGUAAGCACCUUUUCAGUGUAUCUGAGCGCAUAGAACAACGGUUUCAAAAUUGGACAUGUUUGUUCACCAAAGUUAAUUAUUUGUCAUAAAAUGUGAUUUUAAUGCAGUUCUAUGAUACAUCAAGUGGUUUUAUGUCAGAAAUGUUUGUUUAAAAUCAUCGUAAUGUAUUCACUUCACGAGAAUACUGCAUUGCAUUUCUAGCCUUUCUUACACAUUAGGCUUACUUACACAUUAGAUUAACUACCAGCAUAAUUAGAAAGUGACAUAGGAACUAACCACGCUUUGAUUUCCAGUUGGACCAAUUUUGAGAGAAAACCAUCAAUCCAGACCUUCUGGAAGUUCUAGAUUUGUUAUUAACAACAAGGUUGAGCUGUAGUUUAAGCAGCUCUAACUGAAACAUACAAACUCAAAUAUCUGUUAUUAUCUGUUACAGGCUUCAAAUAACACACAUGGAAUGUUUUUUACAAGCUUCAAUGUACAUGUUUAAUCUAAAAGUGCUACAAAAUGUUCAUGUGCAUUUGCAUUAGUGUUCUGUAGUCUAUCCAUCCUUGCAACAAUAACAGUAAUAAUCAGUUUAACACUACACUGUCCAUAGUAUAUAGUCACUCAGGUUUCAUACUUUUUUUAAUUCUCAAGUGUUGCUCUGAUUGAGUAAAUGAGCAUGAAUAUAUCUGCAUAAUGGUAUUUACAUUAAGAAGCAUUUGACACAUUUUGUACCUUUUUUUUUACUGAAUGUAGGUGAUUUUGAUAUACUGAAGACCAUUAGCUGCCUGAUCUUCCAUAUUGUCUAACAGCCACAAACAUUGUGUUUUACAGUUUAGAUCUUUUAAACAUUCAUGUAGUAAUUUUCAUUUUAUUUUUUUCAACAUUUUAUGUUUAUCUUUGACAUGGAUGUCCACCCAUUGAUGUCAUAAGGGGGUUACAACCUGUUAAGGCUCCUGAUUUUUGACAUCAGUGACAUCAAAACGACCAUAAUGCUUUCCUUUAACGGAGUUCCUAACCACUGCUGCAUGCACAGUGAACAUAUACAACUAUAUUUUCUCAUCAUAUUGUGUGAUCAAGCUUAAUGUAUCAUGGUAAAACUUGUAGUUUCUCAAUAAAGGUUUCAGAAUAUUAGAAUACGACGGAGAAGCGGCUUAGAAAAUGGAUGGAUGGAUGGAAUAUUAGAAUAUGUUUGUGAAACGGUACCAGAUCACUUUUAACAGUUGAACACUUUGCUAAAUAAAGGUCAACAUGUGUUCAUAACAUGCUAAAUUUAGGUAAUUUCCACCCUGUCACGCAAGGUCAACACACUGUAAACAGUUACUGUAAUUUUACGGUGUACUUUAACCUGAUGUCUUAAAUUACAGUGUUAUUGUAUUUUGCUAUGAAUUCUGGGAGCUGAUGUCCAUUCUUAACAGCUCAUUGUAGAAUUUACAGUAUGUUCCUGUAAAAACUACACCAGAACUACCAGAAAUCUCUACAAAGCAAAUGGAAAUACUGCAAAAAUUGCAGUAACGACAUUUUUUUACAUUUUGUUUAAAAUUUUUAAUUGAAUUGAACGUAAUGUUCUCAUAGACUUCAUCUAUCACAAGUGUUUCCUUCUGUUUCCUGAAGUCAGGACCUGUCAGCCUGUCCACCCUGUCAUUUUCAUGUUUUAGCAAAAUAAACAAGUUAUUCUUAAAAGAAA
This is a messenger RNA of Pygocentrus nattereri (red-bellied piranha), 5048 nucleotides long. It is a transcript of the gene gypc, whose product is annotated as glycophorin C (Gerbich blood group). Gene Ontology annotation, cellular component: cortical cytoskeleton; membrane. The transcript is spliced from 5 exons. NCBI's taxonomy places the organism in Eukaryota, Metazoa, Chordata, Actinopteri, Characiformes, Serrasalmidae. Bases 314 to 661 code for a protein of 115 amino acids. The record is from RefSeq and is a predicted model, not a curated record.